AUGUCAACGGUAUCCUCUCCUCGCCCUUCGAUAGCUUCUGCUCAAUCCCCAACGCCUGUAUCGUCUCGGCGUCCAUCAGUCGAAAGCGCAACCUUCACACCCAGAGCUGAUCCUCCUAACAAUGCCUUGCGACGAAAUAGGGCAGCCUUACGAGACUAUUAUAACUUGCAUCCAAACAGAACCGAAUCUUUGGCCCAACCGAGACCAAGAAGCAUUCCGCCUACUCCAGAUGGCCCGUCACGACCCGCCAACCAGAUAUCGAAUAGCGAACUCGAUAGCCCAAACUUUGACCCAGAUGCCUAUGUAUCCCAUUUACUUGCUACCUCAUCUCUAGCUACUAUACUACGAGCAGAAAACUCCCUUGUCAGCGAUAUAAAAACCCUGGAUGGAGAGCGGAAGGCAUUGGUUUAUGACAAUUACUCAAAGCUUAUAAAAGCAGUUGAAACCAUCGGCAAAAUGAGGUCAAUCUUGGAGGAGGAAGGGACUCCCGUAUUGAUGACAAAAACUUUGGCUCCUGCGGUUGGAUUUGUCGCAGAGACUGCCAUGUCACUUAUUCGAGAGCAGGAAGAAUUGAAACCAGCCGGACAGAGACCAACCCCAGCAAAGGAGAAACGAGAUAAACGUAUCAGUCCCGAGAGAGCGACAGUAUUAUGGGCAUUGGAUACCCCAAGGAGAUUGAAGCAACUAUUAGAUACUGGAAGAAGGGACGAAGCGGAAAGUGAUUGGAGAGAGAUACAGCCACUGCUUCUAAAAUGGGGUGAAGUUAAAGGGGUCAAGGAACUUCGAGCUGAAUGCGAAGUGAUUAUUGGCGAGGGCGCUUAUAACCACGGCAAUAUGGGGACCUAG
This is a messenger RNA of Microsporum canis CBS 113480, 846 nucleotides long. RefSeq lists its product as hypothetical. The record is from RefSeq and is a predicted model, not a curated record. Gene Ontology annotation, biological process: endocytic recycling; lysosomal transport; Golgi vesicle transport. Bases 1 to 846 code for a protein of 281 amino acids. Gene Ontology annotation, cellular component: membrane; GARP complex; EARP complex. Lineage: Eukaryota; Fungi; Ascomycota; Eurotiomycetes; Onygenales; Arthrodermataceae. The transcript is spliced from 2 exons.